AUGCCAUACCACACCACCUCCAACGAAGCCGUCAACGACAGCCAACGCCAACGACAGCCAGCGCCAACGACAGCCAGCGCCAACGACAACCACCGUCCACAAACCGAGGCAAAGCAGCAUCAGCCAAACUCGACUGCGAACAUCAACGUGAAGGAUGACCAGCACCUACGAACGGAAGCAGACUGCGACGAGCCAAGUAUCUGCCGUUCCAUGUUUGUGCCAAACCACACUUCUAAUGUCUUGCAUUUCCUGGUGUGCUUUUCUAUGAACCCGGACCUCAUCGAUCUCACGGAGGAGGCUGCAUCAAGGAUGUUCAGUCGUCAAAUUGGUUUCUACAAUAUUUACAUGGUGUUUCUGAUCGUGGUGCCACAAACGAUUGUGGUGGUAGAGCUCAAAUUGCCUGGUAACAAUCUGUACGCUGAUAAAGAGCUGGAAGAACUAAGGGCCAUUUUCUGUCACACAAGCAUUCGUGACGAGACUCCGAAGAACAACCUCUGGCAGUCAGCAAGCUCCAGAAACCUCCAAGCACCAUCAGUCAAACGUCCCGGUCAGAGAAUUCUCAACGCACCUUAG
Laccaria bicolor S238N-H82 is the source of this 573-nucleotide messenger RNA. RefSeq lists its product as uncharacterized. The record is from RefSeq and is a predicted model, not a curated record. The transcript has 7 exons. Bases 1 to 573 code for a protein of 190 amino acids. Lineage: Eukaryota; Fungi; Basidiomycota; Agaricomycetes; Agaricales; Hydnangiaceae.